AUGCCUCCUCCUUAUUUACAGUCUUCUACCUCUAAACACCAUUCGGUGAAUUCUGAACCUCAUCAUGCGAGUCCUGUUAAAUCUCCUUCCGUCAUGAAUCAUGUGUCGGCUUCUCUUGAUAAUUUAUCACGAGGACAACCUUCACAGCAACAUGCUCAUUGUUUAAGGACUUCACAUUCAACUUCACCAAGUCCAAGUUUGAAAGAACAUAAUUCACCAGUCGUCCAUUCAUUAUUAAAUGUUCGUUCUGGUGAAUCCCCAUCUCAACAGAUUUCCUCUCAGUCAAAAUCUGAAACUGUUGAUCAUCCUCAUGAAAAUAAUAUUCAUUUACAAGUAGCAUGUAUGCAUCCUCCUUCACUUCCUUCUAAUAAUGGACUUGUUCAUCCUAAUGUUCAGCAUUCACAAUCUCGUAACUCAUCAACAUGGGAGAAUCAACAAACAUCUCUCAUGGUUAAUGGUUAUCGAUCACCUCAAAUUCCACUAAGACCGCAACCAUCUUCAAAUCCGACAAAUGUAGUAAGUUUACCUGCCAAUGAUGAAUUGAAGCAAAGUCCUGCUCAAAAACCAUCAAUUCAAUAUGGUACUAGUAGUUUUCCUUCAGAGUAUCACCAUUAUCGCGCCUCUUUUGAAAAGGAUGUAUAUCAAUCAGUGUCUUUGAAUAGUGAAAAGACUUCAGUUGAUUUGAAAAAGAUAAUUGAUCAUUGCUCGUUAAUCGGACAAUUUGCAGCUCAAUACAGUGAUAUGCGCAGUCAAUCGGGAAAUAGAAGCUUAAAUUGGCCCACAACGAUUCCUAACGAAUCUAAUAAUAUUCCUACGGAAGCUCACGUUACAGAAAUGAUUAAUAAAGCUUUUGAAGUACUUUAUGUGUUAAAUGCUUUAAAAGAUGAAACUGUAAAUCGUCGUGGACCGAAAAGACCUGCUCCUCCAGGAAGAUGUCAUUCUUGCAACAUACAGGAAACGCCUGAAUGGCGUCGCGGACCUGAUGCUCAAACUGCCUUGCAAGAACAACAACGCGCUUUACAUGCUCUUCAUACACAUCCCUACGCACCACAGCAUAUGUUAGCAUAUUCUUCCAAAAUUACGCCAUUUCCCGGAUUUCCGUCACAUAUGGUGACUCAUGGACAAUUAUUAACAUCGACCACUCGUAUUACUACUUCUAAUAAUAAAUGCCUUUUGAAAUUUA
Racocetra fulgida is the source of this 1183-nucleotide messenger RNA. NCBI's taxonomy places the organism in Eukaryota, Fungi, Glomeromycota, Glomeromycetes, Diversisporales, Gigasporaceae. The record is from the annotation of a GenBank genome assembly.